UCUCUCUUCUUCUAGUCAUGGGGAGAGAGAAAGAAUUUUGCAAGUCAUGGAGCGACAUGAAGAAACACCUAAACGACACCGUUUCUAAGAGUGUUCCCGGUCGUUUCUUCAAGCUAGAAGCAAGAAAAACAACUUUUACAACCGAACUCCGAGCAGCAACCGCCACAUUUCUCACCAUGGCUUACAUCAUCACCGUCAACGCCACCAUCCUAACUGACUCUGGCGCCACGUGCUCCUUCCACGAUUGCUCCUCCGUGGCCGGUUCUUCACCACCUAAACCGGACUGCGUCCUUGGCUCUAACCAAGGCUACGAAGAAUGUCUUACCAGGGUCAAAAAGGACCUCGUUGUGGCUACUUCUUUAUCAGCCAUGGUGGGUUCAUUAGCGAUGGGUUUCUUAGCUAAUCUCCCUUUUGGACUUGCUCCAGGAAUGGGCGCAAACGCUUACAUCGCAUACAAUGUUGUCGGCUUUCGCGGUUCUGGUUCCAUCUCUUACCAUACCGCUAUGGCCAUCGUGCUACUCGAGGGAUGCACGUUUCUUGCAGUAUCCGCUUUUGGACUCCGCGGGAAACUGGCCCGUCUCAUCCCUCAAACGGUGAGACUUGCUUGCGCGGUUGGUAUCGGAAUGUUCAUCGCCUUUGUUGGUUUGCAGAUGAACCAGGGCGUUGGGCUUGUGGGACCGGAUAAGUCAACUCUGGUAACGUUGACCGCUUGUUCCGAGAUCGAUCCCCUCACCGGAGCUUGCCUCGGAGGGAAAAUGAAGAGUCCUACGUUUUGGCUAGCGGUGGUUGGGUUUCUAAUAACGAGCUACGGUUUAAUGAAGAAUGUUAAAGGGAGUAUGAUUUACGGAAUCGUGUUCGUUACCGUUGUUUCUUGGUUUAGAAACACUCAAGUUACAACCUUUCCUCACACUCCUCUCGGAGACUCAAACUACAACUACUUCACAAAAGUCGUUGACUUUCACAAGAUCCAGUCAACGUUAGGAGCUAUAAGCUUUACGGAGUUUAGAAGGAGCGAGGUUUGGGUUGCGUUUGCUACUCUCUUCUACGUUGACCUCCUUGGCACGACUGGAGUUCUCUACACGAUGGCCGAGAUCGGAGGCUUUGUGGAGGAGGACGGGACAUUCGAAGGAGAGUACACGGCAUAUUUAGUCGACGCUGGCUCCUCGGCGGUGGGGUCCGCCUUAGGAGUUACAACGACGGCGACUUUCGUGGAGUCAUCGGCGGGAUUGAAAGAAGGAGGGAAGACGGGGCUAACGGCCGUUAUCAUCGGAGUGUAUUUCUUGGCGUCGAUGUUUUUGACGCCGUUAGUGACUAACGUGCCUAGAUGGGCGGUGGGGCCCUCAUUAGUGAUGGUUGGUGUGAUGAUGAUGGGAGUUGUGAAAGAUAUUAGAUGGGGAGAAACUAAAGAAGCGGUAACGGCGUUUGUAACGAUAUUGCUUAUGCCGUUGACUUAUUCCAUUGCUAAUGGGAUUAUUGCUGGUAUUGGUGUAUACUUUGCUCUAAGCAUGUAUGACGUCGUUUUGGGAUUCGCCACGUGGUUAAACGGGGUUAAACGGGUGAUGAAAGAGCAUAAUCAAGUUUCCUCCGACGCUUCCGUCGAGAUCGUAUGAAUUGUUGUUGACGGUAUUUGACGUUGUCACUGAACCGGUUUAGUGGUGUGAGUGUACCGGAAGUGGUGGAAAGUUUCACAUGGCCGGUCGCUGGAUGGCCAUGCGAAGACCCGUCAUGUAUGCUUUGGUGGGUUUUGUUUAUGUUUCUUUGUUUAUUUUUUUUUCUUUGGUUUUGUUAUUUGGGUUUAAUUAGUUUUGCGUAGGAGAGAAUAGUGAAGUAACGUUGGAUGCAUUAGCUGCCAUGAAAAGUGUGUUGCGAUAAUUCAUGGCUGCUUGUGCAUGCAUUGUUC
Molecule: messenger RNA, 1900 nt
Organism: Eutrema salsugineum
Lineage: Eukaryota; Viridiplantae; Streptophyta; Magnoliopsida; Brassicales; Brassicaceae
Product: adenine/guanine permease AZG2
Exons: 1
Coding region: 18-1610 (530 amino acids)
Biological process (GO): transmembrane transport
Cellular component (GO): plasma membrane
Molecular function (GO): purine nucleobase transmembrane transporter activity
Source: RefSeq, a predicted model, not a curated record